Harpia harpyja (harpy eagle) is the source of this 564-nucleotide messenger RNA. RefSeq names its product proteasome assembly chaperone 4 (gene PSMG4). Bases 47 to 424 code for a protein of 125 amino acids. The record is from RefSeq and is a predicted model, not a curated record. Lineage: Eukaryota; Metazoa; Chordata; Aves; Accipitriformes; Accipitridae. Gene Ontology annotation, biological process: proteasome assembly. The transcript has 3 exons.
CGGGGCCUUGCUCGCCGAGGCCUGGGCCGCGCCGGGAGAAGGAGCGAUGGAGGCGGCGGGCGGCGGGGGAGCGGCGGCGGGCGGCAUCGCCCUGCACGACUUCAGCGGGCGGCUGGGCGAGCAGCGGGUGCACUUCCACGCCAUGCGGCUGCGGGACUCGCUCUUCCUCUGGGUGGGCGCCGCGCCCGCCCUCGCCAGCCUGGCCGUCGCCAUGUGCAGCCCCCGUGACAGCGUCCCGGUGGCCGCCUCGCUCCUGGGGGAUCCCUCGGACACCGCCUCCGCCUGCCUGGCCCGGCGCUUGGCCAGCAAGACCAAAAAACAGAUAUUUGUCAGCUACAAUCUUCAAAACACAGACAGCAAUUUCACCUUACUCAUAGAAAACAGGAUCAAAGAAGAAAUGAUGGCUUUUCCAGAGAAGUUCUGAUUUUGCAUCAUUGUAAAGUAACCUGAAGUUUUUGUUUUAGAAAAACUGAUUGCAAUUUUCACACUGACAUUAAGUUAGUAAUUUGUUUUGUAUUGUUUUGAUUGAAUCUGCAGCUGUUAUUAAAUAUAGAUGGACCUAAA